Nannospalax galili (Upper Galilee mountains blind mole rat) is the source of this 4339-nucleotide messenger RNA. It is a transcript of the gene Gan, whose product is annotated as gigaxonin. Gene Ontology annotation, biological process: cytoskeleton organization. The record is from RefSeq and is a predicted model, not a curated record. NCBI's taxonomy places the organism in Eukaryota, Metazoa, Chordata, Mammalia, Rodentia, Spalacidae. Gene Ontology annotation, molecular function: protein binding. Bases 131 to 1924 code for a protein of 597 amino acids. The transcript is spliced from 11 exons.
AGCCGGGGCGCGCGGGCGCGACGGAGUGGACGACGGGGGUGCGGGCCGGACGCGGGCGUCUCGAGGCUGCUCCGAGCGGGUCCGGCUGCGGCGGGUGGUGCCGGGCGGCCGUGGAGGAGCGGGCGGUGCGAUGGCCGAGGGCAGCGCCGUGUCCGAUCCUCAGCACGCCGCGCGCCUGCUGCGGGCGCUCAGCUCGUUCCGGGAGGAGUCCCGCUUCUGCGACGCGCACCUGGUCCUGGACGGCGAGGAGAUCCCGGUGCAGAAGAACAUCCUGGCUGCCGCCAGCCCGUACAUCAGGACAAAAUUAAACUAUAAUCCUCCAAAAGAUGACGGAUCCACUUAUAAGAUUGAACUUGAAGGAAUAUCGGUAAUGGUUAUGAGGGAGAUCCUGGAUUACAUCUUCAGUGGGCAGAUCAGGCUGAAUGAAGAUACCAUCCAAGAUGUGGUACAGGCAGCCGACCUGCUGCUGCUCACAGACCUGAAGACCCUGUGCUGCGAGUUCCUGGAAGGCUGCAUCGCCGCCGAGAACUGCAUUGGCAUCCGAGACUUCGCGCUGCACUACUGCCUGCACCAUGUUCAUUACCUUGCCACCGAGUACCUGGAGACUCACUUUCGGGACGUCAGCAGCACGGAGGAGUUCCUAGAACUGAGUCCACAGAAGCUCAAAGAAGUGAUUUCUCUUGAGAAGUUGAACGUGGGCAAUGAAAGAUACGUUUUUGAAGCAGUGAUUCGGUGGAUAGCACAUGACACCGAGUUAAGAAAGGUCCACAUGAAGGAUGUCAUGUCAGCACUGUGGGUUUCAGGGCUGGACUCCAGCUACUUACGGGAACAGAUGCUGAACGAGCCCUUAGUACGGGAAAUCGUGAAAGAGUGCAGCAACAUCCCGCUCAGCCAGCCGCAGCAGGGCGAGGCCAUGCUGGCCAACUUCAAGCCACGGGGCUACUCGGAGUGCAUCGUGACCAUCGGCGGGGAGGAGAGAGUUUCUCGGAAACCCACGGCAGCCAUGCGCUGCAUGUGUCCUCUCUACGACCCUAACCGGCAGCUGUGGAUCGAGCUGGCUCCUCUGAGCAUGCCAAGAAUCAACCAUGGCGUCCUCUCUGCAGAAGGAUUUUUGUUUGUGUUCGGGGGCCAAGAUGAGAACAAACAGACGCUGAGCUCAGGAGAGAAGUACGAUCCAGACACCAACACAUGGACAGCUCUGCCGCCCAUGAACGAGGCGAGGCACAACUUUGGGAUCGUGGAGAUAGAUGGAAUGCUGUACAUCCUGGGAGGGGAAGACAGGGACCGGGAGCUUAUCUCCAUGGAGUGUUACGACAUUUAUUCAAAAACCUGGACGAAGCAGCCUGACUUGACCAUGGUUAGAAAGAUCGGCUGCUAUGCAGCCAUGAAAAAGAAAAUCUAUGCCAUGGGUGGAGGGUCCUACGGAAAGCUCUUUGAGUCUGUGGAGUGUUACGAUCCACGGACGCAGCAGUGGACGGCCAUAUGUCCACUGAAGGAGAGGAGGUUUGGAGCGGUGGCCUGUGGUGUUGCCAUGGAGCUGUAUGUGUUUGGGGGUGUCAGAAGUCGAGAGGACAUCCAGGGCAGUGAGAUGGUCACCUGCAAAUCAGAAUUCUACCAUGACGAGUUUAAGAGGUGGAUCUAUCUUAACGAUCAAAACUUGUGCAUCCCUGCCAGUUCAUCUUUCGUCUACGGAGCUGUCCCCAUAGGAGCCAGUAUCUAUGUCAUCGGAGACCUUGACACAGGUACCAACUAUGACUAUGUGCGUGAGUUUAAGAGGAGCACCGGCACCUGGCACCACACGAAGCCGCUCUUGCCAUCUGACCUUCGCCGCACGGGCUGUGCAGCCUUGCGCAUAGCAAACUGCAAGCUCUUUCGCCUGCAGCUGCAGCAAGGCUUAUUCCGCAUCCGGGUCCAUUCCCCUUGAGGAAGCUGGGAGCCGAAAUCGAGAUCCUGCCCCUAGCGCGCAUCACACAGCCGUAAAGGAGAACAGAGAAACAGCCGAGCCUUGCGUGUGCUGGGCUUUGGGAUGGUUACUCUUUGGUGGUUUUUUAAUGCUUAGAGGCCUGGGCUUCUGCUCUUAUUUGGAGAAUGUGGAACUGUUGAAAAACUACCCGGGAGGAAUCAAUUCCUCUAGCUAGAUGCGUCCAUAGACCAUGGAGCCUAGUGGAUGUCCAAAGGAAGAGGGUGUGGGAUUGGUGUCAUAUAUAAUAGCAACGUCAAAAUCUUAAGGUGCGUUUUCCCUGAGGGGAAACUCAUACCCUACUGACUGCUGUGUUCAAGUGUAUGUGGCUGUGGUUUAAAAAAAAUCAUACAUGCAAAGCAACGUAUCCAACAUACCAAGAUUGUCUGUGUACUGACUUGGAAGGGUAUGCUGCACCUAGUCCUACCCAGUGAAUUGAGAUUGUCCAAUGUGUUAGCUCGGACACCAUGCCAGUUAGUUUCCAUUAUUAUUAGUGCUCUGUCCUAAGACUCUUAGAACUAUAUUAUGGUGAAUUGAAACUAAGACAAAAAUCCUCUUUUAUAACAAUCUAGUAAUGUAAAAAUUUCAGUCACCUGGAGGGGUCAAGUCCUCAGCCUUUGUGUGAACUUAAAGGAAGUUGCUUACCUUAAAGAUCCGAGUUAGUCCUGGGUGAUGCUGCGGAGUCCUGAAGGCUGCAUUCUUAGCAGAACCAUUCUCUGUUCUCCAGAAUCUUAGUUGGGAGAAGGCUUUAAAAAAGAAAAGACCCAAGUUGAGCAAGUAAUAAAGAUGGGCCAUGACUAGAACAUUAAAACAAAUUUUUAAAAGCUGUCCAGAUAAAAUACACAGGGGUCCAAACCUAGUAUCAUCUGUCUGAAAGCACACCAAGUCUUGUUUACUGUUGAGGAGUUAAGACCGUAUCUUCGAAUGCAGGUGUAUGUUUAGAAUCUCAUCUUUGUUACAGGCCUCAAUGCCACGCACUGGUAAGAAUUUCAGAUGAAUUACGCUCCAGUAACGUUCGGCUGGUAGAAUAAACUACCUCAGCUUGAUUUCAUUCUGUUCCUAUCAGAGCGAUUAUUCUCCUGUUUUCCCUCUUUUCCAUUACUCACUACCCUCUCCGCCCCACUCCCAUUAGGGACAACGAAUUCUUUCAUUAGUGGAAUUUAUUUUACAAAAAACAUUUUGUUUUCCAUUCAGAUUAGACCACCUUGAUGUGAAAUCAGGGACGUCAGUGUGCUCGGUCACUUCCUAGUUUGAACAGUAUGCAAUAUCACAUUUCUAAUACAAAGCGCUUCAUUUCUAAUUGUUUUCUACGGGUUUCUUUCUCUCAGAAUAUAGCUAUAAGAAGCAGCAUUUUAUCUUAAUGAUAACUAAGUUUAUGACUACAUCCUUUGGUUGUAAAUUUAAGAACAGGAAUUUCUUCUAGAAAGUUCCUAUGUGAGAUGUUUAUAUGCGGUUAGCGUGCAUAUAAAACAUCAGUCGUAUCCUCCCACCCAUGGACAUGAAUAAGGGCGACCUUCCUGCAGGGCUUUUCUUACACCUGCUGGGAGUAAGUCAAUGUUAACAGAAGCUGUUGAAAGGAGACCAGGCCCCUGGGGUUCUGAGAGGCUGGUCGCGGCUUCCUGUGGCCAGAGCUUCUUGGCAAGAGACGGUCCAGGUUUUUAUCUAAUGUGCAAUGGCUGUAGGCCAGACGUGCCUCCUGUUUACACCAUCCAGUCAGCUUCAACGUCAGUCAAAGCCAGGCUUGGACUGUGUUGGGUGCACAUUUCCCCCAUGAUCCAUUGUGAAGGUUUUCAGCAAAGUAAGCCACUCCUGAGAAAGAGAGCUUUAUUGAUGGCGAGAUGGUUAGCUUCAGAGGAGAGAAAGUACCAGAAGGGCCAAGCUGGCUUUGGUGAAGUACCUGCACAGAGCAGCCGUGGCUUGCCAGAGCCAAGCAGGAGCCGAAAUCCCAGGACAGCCACAGUAACUGUGCUCUUUUUUCAUUCCUGGGGUUUAAAGUUUUUUUCAGUCUGUGUCAGGCCUCUCCAAGGAGACACUUGAUUGUCCAGAUGCAAAUGGGUCUGACGGCAGUAUUACCAGUGCCUGCUGACUUGGUCAAUUCACUUUAAAAAAUACGUUUUAAAAAUUCUGCUCAUUAACACUGUAGCACAGAAAUCAGAUAAUAUUUUAUAAAAUAAAUUUGUGACUUAAAUAUGGGAUGCAAUAACCAACAACAGCUGCUAAGUGCCAAACUUAUUUUAACUAUAUAUAUGUAUAUACGCAGAUAACAUUGUGUUGAAGAGUAGGGCUCUAUUUAAUUUUAUUAUUGUUCCAAAAUCAAUCAUGACCUUUUUGUAAACUGCUCUCAUUUUAGUGUUGUGAAAUAAAUUGUACGUCAUUUCA